UUAAAUGGCUUACUCAAAAAAAGAAACACUUGUUGCUAACCCUGAGAGUGAUAAAUGCCACUGUCCAAUAUGUCUAGAAAAGGUAAGAAAUCCGAAAUAUUUGCCGUGCUAUCACACAUUUUGUGAGCCGUGUAUUCAGACUUACAUUUCAAGUACGGCAGCACAUAAGGAAAAUGAAACAUUAAAAUCGAUCGAAUGUCCAGUGUGUCGUAGAUGUAUCGACGCUCCUAGGUGUGACAUUUCAAAUGAAGAGUGGGCAUCUGAAUUACCACAGAAUAAACUUAUUCUGACUAUGUCUGUAGAUCCUAAGCAAGAUGAAAAUAAAUACUGUAUGAUUUGCAAACGACAAGAGAAAACUGUACCUGCAAAGCACUGGUGCAAAGCAUGUAUGGAAGCUAUUUGCGAAGAUUGCAAAUUAUUACAUAGAGCUGUGAAAAGUUUGCAGAACCAUGAAAUUUUAAAUUUCUCCAACAUUAAGGAGGUGAGCAGUGGAGUGGAGGUAGAAGAGGUCUGUCUGUUGCACCAAGGGAAGAUACUUGAUGUGUUUUGCCACGACCAUCAGAAGCUGUGUUGUAGUAUAUGCCAUGUCAAACAGCAUAAAAUUUGCAAGAAUGUGGACACAGUUGAAGAUAUAGCUCUGGAGAUUGACCGAGAUAGUGUUCAAAACAUUGCUUUAAAAUAUAUUGAUUUGGAGAAAAGUCUUGAAGAAAUUCUUUUAGAAAACUUAAAUAAAGUAGCUAAACUCAAUACUAGGAAGCAGGAAAUCUGUAUGAACACUGAAGAGAAAGUUCAAGAAAUCAAGUCAUUAUUGGACAAUGCACAUGCAAUGUGGCAAAAACGAUUUGAGCAGAAUCAUGCAGAUUCUAUUGGAAAUAUUGAAUUAGCUUCUGAUGAGCUGAAACGGUUUUCCACUACAGUACAUGAAGCAAGAACCAUGUUACAAUCAGUGUUAAAGAGUGGGUCUUCAAAACAAUUGUUUAUUACAAACUGUAAAUUGCAAAAUCAGGUUUCUGAUCACAUCACUCGUUUAAAGUCUUUGGAUAUUUGGAAUUUCUCUGAAGAUUACAAGCAGCACAACUCGGACUUUCUUAGUCAAAUUUCCAACGCAAAAGAGUUUGAAGACGUAGAAUUGUCUAAACUACAAUCUUGGGCAUUGGAGAGAAUUUUAUGGAGUGCGCAAAUCUUCAUCGAUAAGGAUAAUGUUCUGCAAAAAAGAAAAACCAUGUCUCAAAAAGGAAUGGAUGAAAAUUGA
Messenger RNA from Saccostrea echinata, 1252 nucleotides. Its product is annotated as RING finger protein 207-like. The transcript has a single exon. The coding region runs from base 5 to 1252 and encodes 415 amino acids. The record is from RefSeq and is a predicted model, not a curated record. Gene Ontology annotation, molecular function: zinc ion binding. NCBI's taxonomy places the organism in Eukaryota, Metazoa, Mollusca, Bivalvia, Ostreida, Ostreidae.